UCUGGGGCGCCGCGGCUUCGAGCUGCUGGAGAGGGGAGAACAGGUCCUGCCCGGGAGGGCGCCGCAGCGGCACGGCGUUGCCGGGUCUUAAAUACGAAAUGAUCCUGUUGGAAGCUCAAAAUUAUUGUAUUGGUUGAAAAACGAUUGUAUGCUGAAAAUAUGCACAUAAGUACUUCAUGUGUAUGUUUACCAGGAUUCAAGAUGGUUUCUAAUAAUGGUGGGCCAUCUGUUACUUGUGAAAAGUGCCCUGAAAAUGUGAAUGGAGUCACUGAAGAUGGGUGGAAUUGUAUUGCUUGUCCUAAAGGCUUAACUACAGAAGGAAAAUGUAAAUGCCUCAACAAUGAAAUUUUAGUGGAAAGGGAUGUUAAUGGAACAUUGUUAAAAGAAGCAUUAUGUAUACACUGUGAUGGAAGUGAACAAUCCUUUUCUACUUCAGAUGUCUUAGGAAAUAGGUGUAUAAGAUGUGAACAGACAUUCAUCAAUGUAAGCAAGUCUUGUGACUGUUCAGAGCCAAAUAUUUUAACAGGGGGUUUAUGCUUUAGUAGCAGUGGACACUUCCCUCCAAAGGGAGUAGCAACUAUUCACUAUGGGCAGCUAGGUAUAGCAGUGACUUCAGCGUGGUUUCAAAAAAAUCUACAAGCAUCAGCAGCUGCUUGCUGGCUCUAUUCAAAUCUAACUUCAUGUCAAGCACUGGGAAAUAUGUGUGUUAUGAAUAUGAACUCUCUAAGCUCUGCCAGUACUGAUGCAUGUGGUUUGUUCCAGUAUAUCUACGCAAAUACAGCAGGGCUAGGCAUUGUUCAUUCAAUAUCCUUCUGGAGACACUAUCUGCCAUGGAUCUACUAUGGUGACCAGCCAGGGUUAGCAUCUCAAGUACUUGAUACAACCCAGUUUCCUACAGGCUUCAGUUUUAAAGGAACAAAUAAGAAUAUAAAACUGCAAUUUAUCGCAGCCUCAUAUGACGUAGAGGGAAACUUUCUUAAAUGGCAGAGUUUGGAAGGAGGUGUCUUACAGCUUUGUCCAGACACUCUGACUCGAUUGGAUGCUGCUUAUAUUUUUGGAACAACUUAUCAACAAAGUUGUACAGUUUCUGUGUCCAAGAUUUUAAUGAGUUUUCCUAAGCCAAUAUUUUAUGAUGUGUACCUUGAAUAUCCUGAAGAUAAUGGACAACAAUAUCUUUGGGCUAUACCAGUUUUAAACUUAAACCUUCAAUACAAUGAAAUGCUUGUGAAUCAAGGCAGUAAUAGAAACAACUGGCUUCUGACCCGUCGAAUUUUUUUGGUGGAUGCCUUGAGUGGAAAAGAGAAUGACUUGAAAAAACAACCAAGAAUCAUUCGAAUUGCUAGCAAAAUAACAAUCAGUAUUCAUCUGGUACCCAACACUCAAAGAGGAGCUAUCUAUCCUCCUCUAAUUACCAUUGCCUACACCGAUCUUCUGGUCCAAAAUCCUGAUACCCAGAGUGUGACGGUUUCCUUCUCAGUCAAUUAUGAAAUGAGUCAAUCAGAAGCUCAAAUCCAGACUGAUAUUGCGUUGGGUGUGCUGGGUGGGCUGGCAGUUUUAUGGUCCCUUCUUAAGACUGCUGGCUGGAAGAGGCGUACUGGAAGUUCUGUAAUUGACUUGCAGACUGUUUUUAAAUUCUUGCUGUUCUAUGCUGGAGACCUUGCCAAUGUUUUCUUUAUCAUCACAGUGGGAACAGGGAUUUAUUGGCUUAUUUUCUUCAAAGCACAGCAAUUUGUUUCAGUUCUUUUACCAAUUCCAUCUCAAGAAAAGCAUUUUGUUACAUAUAUAGGAUGUGCUUUUACUCUAAAGGCUCUGCAAUUCUUGCACAAACUCAUUUCACAACUUGUUGUAGAUAUUUUCUUUAUUGACUGGGAACGACCGAAAGGAAAAGUACUUAAAGCUGUUGAAGGUGAAGGUGGCAUUAGAAGUGCUACUGCACCUGUGAGCAUCUGGAGGACAUAUUUUAUAGCCAAUGAAUGGAAUGAAAUUCAGACUGUGAGGAAAAUAAAUCCACUCUUUCAAGUACUUGCAGUUCUUUUCUUUUUGGAGGUUGUGGGGUUUUCAAACCUGGCUGUAAUGGAUUCUUCUUCAAGUCUGACAAGAAGCAGCGAGAGUUACAUUGCUCCCUGGAGCCGCAUUCUGAGAUUUGGUGUGUCUUCUGCUGUGUGGCUUGUCAUUGCCAUGUUACAGAUGGUAUUUUUUGCUGUGUUCUACGAGAGAUUCAUAGAAGAUAAAAUAAGACAAUUUGUUGAUUUAUGCUCUAUGAGCAAUAUUUCAGUAUUUCUCUUGUCACACAACUGCUUUGGAUAUUAUAUCCAUGGUCGGUCUGUGCAUGGACAUGCAGAUACCAAUAUGGAAGAAAUGAAUAUGAACCUAAAAAGAGAAGCGGAAAAUCUGUGUAGUCAGAGAGGUUUGUUACCCAACACAGAUGGCCAGACAUUUCAGAUUUCUAUUUCAAGGAGAAUGCGACAGCAAUAUGAUAGAAUUCACGAAACCCUAACAAGAAAGCACGGUCCUACUAGGCUUUUAGAUUCAUCUGCAAAUACUUUUGAGCAGAGCACAAAGGCAUACCACACCAUGAACAAGUUUCUUGGCUCCUUUAUUGAUCAUGUUCAUAAGGAAAUGGAUUAUAUUGUAAAAGACAAGUUGCUGCUUGAACGAAUUCUUGGCAUGGAGUUCAUGGAACCCAUAGAAAAAAGUAUCUUUUACAAUGAUGAAGGACAUUCAUUCAGUGAUGUGCUCUAUUACGGGAAUGAGGCCACACUUCUCAUCUUUGACAUGCUGUUUUUCUCUAUUGUGGAUUUGGCUUCCCAAAGUUUUGUUCUAGCAGCAAUUCUCACUUAUGUGCAACAAGAGAUUUUUAGAUUUAUUCGGAAUACAGUGGGGCAGAAGAAUUUGGCAUCCAAAACCUUGGUGGAUGAAAGAUUUCUUAUUUAAUUGACUCAUUUGAUGAAAGACCUUUUCCAAGAGCGAAUCAUGGAUUUAAAGGUUUAUGAACUGCAUAUUAGUUUGCAGUGCUAUGUUAAAUAUUUAAUGUAAAUAAUUCAACUUUGUCUCAUUUUAUACUGUAUGCAGAAGAUUUUUAUUUUUCAGUAAUUUGCAGAUACAUUUGUGUUUGGGACACUAAACCACAUGUCUUAAGGGAAUGGUAGAUUAUGCCUUGGCAUGUCUUGACUGUAGGAAGUUAAACUAGCACUGUUGUUAGCACAAGAUCUUUUUAUUGCCUUCAGUAAGAGUGUGAAUUGUGUAUUUUUCAGAGAGAAUUUCAGUACAUCUGACACUAACUGGGGUUAUAAUCUUCUUUUACAUGUGUUCCCAUAAUUGCUUAAAUAAUUGUUUUCAAUUUACUAUAAAAAAUGUUUAUCAAAUAUAUUUCAGAUUGAACACAACAAAAGAUUGGCCCAAAAUUCCAAAUUAAUUUGGAAUUGUUUCUAGAUUGGCAAAAUAGAGGUAGUGAGAUGUACCUUUCAGGACGGUUUUCAGAUCUGGGGAUAAAAAUAUUGCAUAAGUGCCUCUUUUGCUGUACUUUAGUUUUUAAUGUGUUUUCUGGUUAUCUCCUUUUCUGACAUUUUUCCCUUAUGAUUUAACAUGAGGAACAUGUCCAUAUGAUCUGUUUCAACCAUUGGAAUUUAAUCCACUUAAUAAGCGGCUUUUUAACAACUAUUAAGGUUUAUGGGCAGAUUAAAGUCCAGGAGAUAGUGAAGUGCCAACUACUAUGUAUUCCUUUGAAACAUUUCCCUGAGACUGUCUUUUAAAAAAUAUAAUAUAUAUAUUUUCAAUA
Molecule: messenger RNA, 3778 nt
Organism: Alligator sinensis (Chinese alligator)
Lineage: Eukaryota; Metazoa; Chordata; Crocodylia; Alligatoridae
Gene: TMEM67
Product: transmembrane protein 67
Exons: 28
Coding region: 160-2934 (924 amino acids)
Biological process (GO): cilium assembly
Cellular component (GO): ciliary transition zone; MKS complex
Source: RefSeq, a predicted model, not a curated record